AUGAGUACCACACUCUUUAAGGUUGCUGUCUUGGGUGGUGGAAUUUCAGGAGCAGUGUGUGCAUCAACUCUUGCUCGGAAUGGGGUUUCUGUUACACUCUUUGAGUCUGCUAGAGGCCCUGGUGGACGCAUGUCCCAGAGAAGAGAGAAAACUGAAGAUGGAAAGGAGCUGCAUUUCGACCAUGGUGCUCCGUUUUUCUCAGUUAGUAAGCCGGAAGUGGCGCGUCUCGUUCAAGAAUGGGAGUCGAGGGGUCUCGUAGCUGAAUGGAAAGAAAAGUUUGGCUCAUUUGAUUUUCAAACCCUUAAGUUUAACAACAUAGAGCAGGAAGGAUUAAGCAAGAGAUUUGUGGGUGUUCCAGGCAUGAAUUCAAUCUGCAAAGCAUUAUGCAAUGAGAGUGGUGUGGAAAGCAAGUUUGGUGCGGGUGUUGGAAAAGUUGAAUGGUUGGAUGAUGAGAAAUUAUGGUUAUUGAUAGGAGUGGAUGGACAAAGUCUUGGUCAGUUUAAGGGACUUGUUGCUUCAGAUAAGAAUAUAGUUUCUACUAGGAUCGCAGAAGUUACAGGACGGUUACCACCACUUGAUUUGAAGUUGCUGCCCGAGUUGUCAGAAAAGUUGCACAAUAUUCCUGUUAGACCAUGUUUUGCAUUAAUGUUGGCAUUUGCAGAGCCUCUGUCAACGAUUCCAGUUAAAGGCUUCUCUAUUAAAAAUUCUAAAAUAUUAAGUUCGGCUUACUGUGAUAGCAGCAAGCCAGACCGUUCUACAACAAGCGAAAGAUGGGUUCUUCAUUCAACAGCAGAGUAUGCAGAGAAUAUAAUCGCUCAAACAGGACUCAAGAAGCCCUCAGACGCUACAUUAAAAAGAGUGGCGGAAGAGCUUUUCCAAGAAUUUCGAAGUACUGGGGCUAACAUAUCACAACCCUUUUUCAAGAGAGCUCAUAGAUGGGGGAGUGCAUUUCCAGAUGCUAGUAUUGCGGGAGAGGAAAAAUGUCUUUGGGACAGAAACAAGAGACUAGCGAUAUGUGGUGAUUUCUGUGUUAGUCCCAAUGUCGAUGGCGCCAUAGAUAGUGGUUUUGCAGCAGCCUUAAGACUUAAAGAUAUUAGUGCCAGUUCUCUAUAG
This is a messenger RNA of Lathyrus sativus (Indian pea), 1113 nucleotides long. Lineage: Eukaryota; Viridiplantae; Streptophyta; Magnoliopsida; Fabales; Fabaceae. The record is from the annotation of a GenBank genome assembly.